AUGUAUAAUGAUGCUGAAAAGCAACAUCUUCAGAGAGUAAUUGAACAAAAGCAGAUGCGAGACUUUUUAAAAUUUUUCACGAGUUUGGUCGAACGAUGUUUUGAUGAUUGUGUUAAUGACUUUACUUCAAAAGCUUUAACUUCAAAAGAGGAAGCAUGUAUUCACCGUUGUGCCGAUAAAGUCUUAAAACAUAAUGAACGGGUAGGGCAACGAUUUGGUGAAUUAAAUCAACAACUAAUGCAGCAGCAACAGCAACAAGCUCAACAGCCUCAACUACCUCAGCAAAGUAGUACAAUUCAGAGACAAGAAGACAUUGGUAAAUAUGGUGAUUUAGAUGAUUUAGUUACUAGUUAUUUAUCACUUUCGGAG
This is a messenger RNA of Racocetra persica, 369 nucleotides long. Lineage: Eukaryota; Fungi; Glomeromycota; Glomeromycetes; Diversisporales; Gigasporaceae. The record is from the annotation of a GenBank genome assembly.